AUUAUUGAUAAAGAAAAGGAAAACCAAACUCAUGGAAAAAUCUGCAGUGGAGAAGACAAAGUCAGUGAAUACAAAAGUAAAAAGUGUAAUAGAAAUGACAGUAUUAGGAAAUACAAUGAGAAAAUUAAAGAGAGCAAGCCUGUAAUUGAUAAGAAAAGGAAACAAGCUGAGAAAACAAAGACAGAGAAAAAGAUGGAUAUCUGGUUUGAUAAUAUUGAUCCAAUACUUCUUGGAGAACCAGAGGAAGAGAGUGAAAUGGAAAAUUGCCAAAGAAAAGCUAACGAGAAGAUGGAUGAUGUUGAAACAGCCACGGCUCUUGUGAAAACUAAAUGUUUUGAAGGUAUUACAAAAGCAGUUGCUAUGGACUGUGAGAUGGUGGGCGUUGGAAUGAAUGGUCAGGAGUCCAUAUUAGCAAGGGUAACAAUUGUCAACCACUUUGGUAAAGUGCUAUAUGACAAAUUUGUCAAACCCACAGAAGAGGUUGUAGAUUUCCGAACAAAGGUAUCUGGAAUACAGCUGUCUGAUUUAGAAGGAGGUGUUGAGUUUUCAACAGUGCAAAAGGAGGUGUCUGAAUUGCUUGCAGGACGAAUAUUGGUGGGCCAUGCUGUGAGAAAUGACCUGAAGGUCCUUUUUCUCUCUCAUCCAUGGUCAGACAUUAGAGAUACAUCAAGAUACAAGGGUUUUCGUCGGCUGUUUGGUGGAGCGAUUCCAAGUCUGAAGAAGCUGACACAAAAAAUUAUGGGUGUUCAAAUCCAGAGUGGCGAGCACAAUUCGAUUCAAGAUGCACAAGCUGCUAUGCGCCUGUACACACUACAUCGAAGAGAAUGGGAAAAGCUAAAAUCAAAGAAAAAAAGAAAGUUAUCUGCAAAAAAGAAGAAAGUCUCCACCACUGUGGCAGAGAUUGAGUCUGAGACAGAGUCCCAGUGAUAGUGAAGAACCAUUGGCCAUACAUGAUCAUUCUACACUUUUAUAUUAUGCUGCAGAAUUUAUUUUCCCUGGAACAUCAUCAGGAAAUCAGGUUACACUUAACCUUAUUUACUUUUGUUUGUAUAAAUAGUGUAGCACUGUCAUGCCUGAUGAAAGUGUAUUUGUUGGGUGACUUAGUAGUUAAGGUAAUUGAAAAGUAGUCAUUUGUAACAGCAGUGUAAGAGAGAUUCCAUCAAUUAUUCAACACUGAGGAAAGGGUGAGCUGGAUUUUAUGGUAUGACUGUAUCUUUUUUUUUUUUUUUAUAGUCCCUAUUGCUGUAUAGCCCUUGUGGCUUAGCGCUUCUUUUUGAUUAUAAUAAUAAUAUAGUCCCUAUUGUUUCAUUCCUUUUCCACUGCUAUUUUAGACUAUGUACAAAAAAAAAAGUUGCCAGAUAAUACUGGAUACCAAAAUGAUCAAUUGCUGUAAAAUUAAUGAUCACAAAUAACCUGCACUUACAAAGCUAAUGACAAUGUUUUGGUUUGUCCUGGACCUUUUAUCAAGUCACAACUGAGAAAAAGCAGACAUCCAAGAAACAUGAUAGGAUGGAAUGGUGGUUAAUAGUAACAGUAGUAGUAGUUGGUCUGUAUAACCCUUGUGGGUUUAGCACAUAGUUUUGAAUGUAAUAAUAAAGUAAUAGUAAGUGCAGGUUAUCUCUUCAUCAUGAUAUUGUGACUUUUUAUUCUUAUUGUGAAUCUACUUUAUAAAGAGCUUGCAUAUUUCAGCAUGCAACCCACAGUCACCAUAAUCUUAUUUAUUUAUUUCCUUUGUGUUAUGGAAUCCAGACAAUAUGGACUUUAACAAAAGGUGCUGUGAAUGAAGGAAGUGCUUGAUUCAUAUUCGGGACGGUUCUCAACAAACUAUUUACUUCCCUCAAUCUGACUCCCUUUUCUGCUUGCUGUUUGUUUCUUUGUCUCUUCCACCUUAGGAGGUAUGGAUGAUUCAAAUUUGUUUUGCUUUCCCUCUCUUUCCGAAGUUUUGUAUUUUCUUCUGUGGACAUGUUCUCCCUAUUUUCUGAGGAUUUUCAGUUGCAUUUACAUGUUACUGCUGUGUACACUAUGGCUUUACACCCUCUGUUGUAGGAUACAAGUUUUUCUGGAAGAUGUGAUAAAAGGACUUUUACCUGAUAUUAAUAUAGCCUCUCCUCACUUAGCGACGUACUUGUUUACUGAUGCCUCGGACUUAUGACAGGCUCUCUGACCAGUAUGCAUACCUGAAUAAUGUAUAUUAGAGUUCAUUUCCUCUAUUCUGUUUAUUACAAUAUAUAGUAGUACACUGCUCUAUAAACAUUUAAGAAUAUACCAGAAAUGUUAUAAAUGGUGCAAAGGUGACAUUAAAACAAUAUCAAAGAUGGUAAACACAAACUCACUACCAUUAUAGUAUACUCCUCACUUAGUGAUGAAUUUAUUUACCGACAUGGUCUUAGGAACGGAACUCUGUCGUUAAGUGAGGAGAGGCUGUAUAUUAACCCUUAAACUGUCCAGGCAGAUCUACAUUCACAUGCGUAGGGCUCCAAAAGUAGAUCUACGUUUUUUUUUACACAUUUUCAAACAUAACAAAAAAAAACAUAGAUCAAAGUUUUUUACACGUUUUCAAAUGUAAAAAAGAAAAAAAAAGAUCUACUUUUUUUACAUACUUUCAAAUGUUGAAAAAAACGUAGAUCUACGUCUGGACAGUUUAAGGAUUAAAGGCAUAAUUAUAAGCACUUCUUUCAGCUGUUAUCCACAUUGUUUCUCUUCCCAUUGUAGUCUCUGAUUCAUUGUGCAUUACAUGGUCUUCUAAACUUUGACUCCUCACACCCCAUUGUUCUCUCCAUUCAACACUGGCUAUGUGGCAUCUUCAACAAGCUUAGACAUUUUCUCUUGCUGGGUCUCUGGUCAUUUUGGUGUUCAGGGUAAUGAAAUUGCAGACUCCUCUGCACAUUAUAUGGUUCAGGUCCUAUCACUCUCUUAAGGGGAUGAGCAAUUUCAGACUUGAUUACGGUUUUGUUCUGAAGUAUUCAGAAUCACUGGCAAUGUCAUUAAUUUAACCCUUACAGGGUCCCCAGGCCCUCUCCCAGACUUGUCCUCAGGGUUGCCCAAAUUUCAAAAAAAAAAAAAAAAAAAAAAAUUCUUAUGAAAAGAUAGAGAAUCUUUUCCCGAUCACAAUAACACCAAAAGUAUGAAAUUUGAUGGAAAACUUACAGAAUUAUGCUCUCGCAAAGUUAGUGGUCUCGACGAUGCUUACACAUCGGCGAUUUUGCCCAUUUUGAGCCCUAUUUUCGGCCAAUUCCAGCAUACUAGUCGACAAAAAUCAUAACUAUUUUGCUAGAACUCCAUUUUCUCUAUUGAAUGAGUACAAGAAACCACCCAUUUACCAAUUUCAACUAUCCAGUACAGUGGUCAGAAUUUAGCAAUUUUGCCAAUUUCACACAAAUUUCAAAAGAUGCCAAUUUCCAAAUAGGGUCCAGAAUAAACAAGAAAGACAUUCCUGGCACUAAAAUAACAUUUCCUCUGUUCAUUAGUCACGUCCCCACGCCCCUCUUACAUUCUUUUGCUUUCCACUUUGAAUUUUUAUUCUCGCAAAAAAAUAGAAGAUUUACUGUUAUACAGACUACUGCAUUAGUGUAAAAAUGGUAUAAAUAAUAUAGGCGCACUUGUGAAAGAAUAUUAGACUCACCAGUUGACGUGUAUUGGACGCUUAGCAUGAUUUGUUUACUUUUGAACUUUGGUAAAAAUCGAACAUUUCUGCUACUUUGAGCUCAAUUUCAAGGUACAUUUCAUUGUAAAAUCAUUCAAAAUCAUCUCAGUUUCUGUAAUAUGUCUUCUGUUCUAUAAAAUGAGACCAGGAAAACUAGAAUACAACAAUAAAUACCAUAUGAAAAUACAGUGCAAAGUCGUUGUUUUAAUCCAAAAACACGGUCAAAGUUUUUUUUUCUCAUUACGCACUGUGUGCUGCAGGAU
This is a messenger RNA of Cherax quadricarinatus, 3906 nucleotides long. NCBI's taxonomy places the organism in Eukaryota, Metazoa, Arthropoda, Malacostraca, Decapoda, Parastacidae. The record is from RefSeq and is a predicted model, not a curated record.